GCCCCGCCCGGCCCUGUACCAGGAAGCGCUGGGGGGAGAGGAACGGAGUUGAGCCAGAAGCCAGGAUGUUGGUGCCUUCGCUGAAGGUUCAAGAUCUAAUCGAGGAGAUUCGUGGGGCCAAGACCCAGGCCCAGGAGCGAGAGGUGAUCCAAAAGGAGUGCGCCCACAUCCGGGCCUCCUUCCGCGAUGGGGACCCUCUGCACAGGCACCGCCAGCUGGCCAAACUGCUCUACGUCCACAUGUUGGGCUACCCCGCCCACUUUGGACAGAUGGAGUGCCUGAAACUGAUCGCCUCCCCCAGAUUCACAGACAAGAGGGUGGGCUACCUGGGGGCCAUGCUUCUGCUGGAUGAGCGGCAGGAUGCCCACCUGCUCAUUACCAACAGCAUCAAGAAUGACCUGAGCCAGGGGACUCAGGCAGUGCAAGGCCUGGCCUUGUGCACUCUGAGCACCAUGGGCUCUGCUGAGAUGUGCCGGGAUCUGGCCACUGAGGUGGAGAAACUGCUUUUGCAGCCCAGCCCCUAUGUGCGCAAGAAGGCUGUCCUGACUGCAGUGCACAUGAUCCGGAAGGUCCCUGAGCUCUCCACCGUCUUCCUCCCACCCUGUGCCCAACUGCUUCAUGAACGCCACCAUGGCAUCCUGCUGGGCACCAUCACACUGAUCAUGGAGCUCUGCGAACGAAGCCCUGCAGCCCUCAAGCACUUUCGAAAGGUGGUGCCCCAGCUGGUGCAGAUCCUCCGAACUCUGCUGACGACAGGAUACUCCACAGAACACAGCAUAUCUGGAGUCAGUGACCCCUUCCUGCAGGUCCAGAUACUUCGUCUGCUUCGGAUUCUGGGCCGGAACCACGAGGAGAGCAGUGAGACCAUGAAUGACUUGCUGGCCCAGGUGGCCACUAACACAGACACCAGCCGCAAUGCGGGCAACGCAGUCCUGUUUGAGACAGUGCUCACCAUCCUGGACAUCCGCUCUGCAGCUGGCCUGCGGGUUCUAGCUGUCAACAUUCUUGGCCGCUUUCUGCUCAACAGUGACAAGAACAUUAGGUACGUAGCCCUGACGUCAUUGCUGCGGCUGGUGCAGUCUGAUCACAGUGCUGUGCAGCGGCACCGGCCCACCGUGGUGGAAUGUCUGCAGGAACCUGACACCUCCCUCAGCAGGCGGGCCCUGGAGCUGAGCCUGGCUCUGGUGAACAGCUCCAACGUGCGAGCCAUGACACAGGAGCUGCAGGGCUUUCUGCAGUCUUGCCCCACUGAUCUGCGGGCCGACUGUGCCUCAGGCAUCCUGCUGGCUGCAGAGAGGUAUGCCCCAACCAAGCGGUGGCACAUAGACACCAUCCUGCGCGUGCUGACAACGGCAGGCGCCCAUGUGCGGGAUGACGCGGUGGCCAACCUGACCCAGCUGAUUGGAGGGGCCCAGGAGCUACACGCCUACUCUGUGCGCCGCCUCUACUGCGCCCUGGCAGAAGAUAUCUCCCAGCAACCGCUGGUGCAAGUGGCAGCCUGGUGCAUCGGGGAAUACGGGGACCUCCUGCUGGAAGGGAGCUGUGAGGAGAUCGAGCCCCUUCAGGUGGAGGAAGAGGAGGUGUUGGCACUGCUGGAGAGGGUGCUGCAGUCCCAUAUGUCCCUGCCGGCCACCCGAGGAUACGCCCUCACAGCCCUCAUGAAGCUCAGCACCCGGCUCCGUGGGGACAACAACCGAAUCCGCCAGGUGGUGUCCAUCUACGGGAGCUGCCUGGACGUGGAGCUGCAGCAGCGUGCUGUGGAGUAUGACACGCUCUUCCGGAAGUACGACCACAUGAGGGCUGCCAUCCUGGAAAAGAUGCCUCUUGUGGAGCGAGGUGGCCCUCAGGUUGAUGAGGAAGCAAAGGAAAGCAAAGAAGAAGCCCGGCUUUUGGAAGCAGCCCCUGUCCCCACAGAGCCCCAGGCCUCAAAGCUCUUGGAUCUGUUAGAUCUCCUGGAUGGCCCCUCUGAGGAUGCCCAGCAUCCACGCCCUCUGGACCCCUCCCCAGGAGGUGCCCUGGUACACCUCCUCGACCUUCCCUGUGCUCCUCCACCAGCCGCUCCCAUCCCAAAUCUCAAAGUGUUUGAGCGUGAAGGACUACAGCUGAGUCUGUCUUUCGUUCGACCCCCUGAAACCCCUGCUUUGCUCUUAAUCACUGUCACCGCUACCAACACCUCAGGGGGUGAUGUCACCCACUUCAUCUGCCAAGCUGCUGUGCCCAAGAGUUUCCAGCUGCAGCUACAGGCUCCCAGUGGGGACACAGUUCCAGCUCAGGGUGGCCUUCCGAUGACCCAGCUCCUCAGAAUCCUCAAUCCUAACAAGGCGCCCCUGCGGCUAAAGCUGCGCCUCACCUACACCCACUUUGGCCAGUCAGUGCAGGAGAUCUUCGAGGUGAACAACUUGCCUGUGGAGACGUGGCAGUAACUGAGCCUCCACUCGCAGCCUGAAAUCCUCCUGUGUCCCAAACCCGGAGGCCCCCAGCGUCGUGGAGCCUACACCCGUGGGCCGCCAGCAGGUGGUGCUCUGGUCCUGUGCUUGCCAUACCUGCCCCUUCCCUCACCAAUAAGGAAAGCCCAAUAAAGUCUGAGGGGAGAAAGCCA
Equus quagga is the source of this 2599-nucleotide messenger RNA. RefSeq names its product adaptor related protein complex 1 subunit gamma 2 (gene AP1G2). The transcript is spliced from 22 exons. NCBI's taxonomy places the organism in Eukaryota, Metazoa, Chordata, Mammalia, Perissodactyla, Equidae. Gene Ontology annotation, cellular component: membrane coat; AP-1 adaptor complex; Golgi apparatus. Bases 66 to 2423 code for a protein of 785 amino acids. Gene Ontology annotation, biological process: intracellular protein transport; Golgi to vacuole transport; receptor-mediated endocytosis. The record is from RefSeq and is a predicted model, not a curated record. Gene Ontology annotation, molecular function: clathrin-cargo adaptor activity.